GGCAGAAGGAGAACGUCUGCUGAGCCAGAGGAGUGACAAUGAAUUUCAAACAUCAGCGAAUGGAGCUCAAUGAUGGUCACUUUAUUCCUGUACUGGGCUUUGGCACCUAUGCAGCUGAAGAGGUUCCCAAGGGAAAGAUUGUGGAUUGCACAAAAUUAGCUAUAGCUUCUGGGUUCCGUCAUAUUGAUUGUUCUCAUUUGUACCAAAAUGAAGAGGAGGUAGGACUGGCUAUUCAAAGCAAGAUUGAAGAUGGCACUGUGAAAAGGGAAGAUAUAUUUUAUACUUCAAAGCUUUGGUCCACUUUCCAUCGACCAGAAUUAGUCCGCCCUAGCUUGGAAAGAUCCUUGAAAGAACUUCAUUUGGACUACGUGAAUCUCUAUCUUAUUCAUUUCCCAGUGUCUCUGAAGCCAGGGGAUGAGAUUCUGCCAAAAGAUGAGCAUGGGAAAUUACUUCUUGACACAGUGGAUCUCUGUGCCACAUGGGAGGCCAUGGAGAAGUGCAAGGAUGCAGGACUGGCUAAGUCCAUUGGGGUGUCCAACUUUAACCGCAGACAGCUAGAGAUGAUCCUGAAUAAGCCAGGGCUCAAGUACAAGCCCGUGUGCAAUCAGGUGGAAUGCCAUCCUUAUCUCAACCAGAGUAAACUGCUGGAUUUCUGCAAAUCAAAAGGCAUUGCUCUGGUUGCCUAUGGGGCACUGGGAACUCAACGAUAUAAAUACUGUGUUGAUGAAAACACUCCAUUUCUCUUGGAUGAUCCAAUUAUUUGUGCCAUGGCAAAAAAGUACAAGCGCAGUCCAGCUCUGGUUGCCCUUCGCUACCAGCUGCAGAGAGGGGUUGUGGUGCUGGCCAAGAGUUUCAAGGAGGAGAGGAUCAAAGAGAACCUGCAGGUGUUUGAAUUCCAGUUGGCUUCAGAGGACAUGAAAAUCCUAGAUAACCUAAAUAGGAAUUACCGGUACUUUUCUGCUGAGAUGUUUAAUGGCCACCCUAACUUUCCAUUUUCUGAUGAAUAUUAA
Messenger RNA from Jaculus jaculus (lesser Egyptian jerboa), 1010 nucleotides. Its product is annotated as aldo-keto reductase family 1 member C18-like. The transcript is spliced from 9 exons. Gene Ontology annotation, cellular component: cytosol. Bases 39 to 1010 code for a protein of 323 amino acids. Gene Ontology annotation, biological process: daunorubicin metabolic process; progesterone metabolic process; doxorubicin metabolic process. Gene Ontology annotation, molecular function: ketosteroid monooxygenase activity; androsterone dehydrogenase [NAD(P)+] activity; bile acid binding. NCBI's taxonomy places the organism in Eukaryota, Metazoa, Chordata, Mammalia, Rodentia, Dipodidae. The record is from RefSeq and is a predicted model, not a curated record.